Molecule: messenger RNA, 3316 nt
Organism: Dermatophagoides farinae (American house dust mite)
Lineage: Eukaryota; Metazoa; Arthropoda; Arachnida; Sarcoptiformes; Pyroglyphidae
Biological process (GO): translation; mitotic DNA replication checkpoint signaling; mitotic G2 DNA damage checkpoint signaling
Cellular component (GO): ribosome
Molecular function (GO): structural constituent of ribosome
Source: RefSeq, a predicted model, not a curated record
CUUCGUUUAUUGCUUGCUGAUAGCACAUUAUCAUUAUUUAUAUGUUGUGUGUGUGUAAGGCAAUCGUUUUUUGCUGCCUGAAUAUAUACCAUAAUAUACUAAAAAUUGACUUAAUGACUUGUACGAUUUUUAACGAAUUUCGUAAAAAAGUUAUCGAAGAUUUUCGUUACCAUCAUCAUCAAUCGAUAGCCGAUCAUAACGAACAAUCAAACGAUUUAAAUCAAUUGGAUGAUGUAUUAUUUGAAUUAUUUGUCGAAGAUUUUAUCACCAUGUUACAGACAUUGUUCGAUAGAUGGAUCGUACAUCAACAAACAUAAACAUUGUAUUGAACAACAGAUUCAUAGACAUAUGGCUUAUGUUAGUAAUAAACGUAUAACAAGAUUAUGUUCAGAAAUUGAAGUAGAUAAAUCAGAAUUAAAUCAAAAUGGUAAUGAAAAAUAUAUUGAUGUUCGUUUGAAGAAUCGUAAUCCACGUAAUUUGGAACAGAUGCUUAUGGAACCAAAACCAAUGGGUUAUGAAAUGGAUGAACAAAAUUGUCAUUAUUGGAAUAAAGUUGUAUUGGUGAAACGAUCAAAAUAUUUAAUUGCGAAAAUUAUACAUCAUUCUGGAAGAACCACUAUAUCAGCUGCCACUAAUGAACCAUCAUUAGCAAUAUUUCUUGGUUCAAAAUCAACCUAUACGGAUGUUAAAGCGGCAAAAAUACUUGGUCAAGUACUUGCAAUGAGAGCAUUAGAAUCAGGAAUUCAUUCAAUAUUCUAUGAUCAUCGUGAAUAUGGAAAAAGUGGUGAAAAAUUAUCAUCAUUUAUUGAUGCAUUAAAACAGAAUGGUUUAAAUCUUGAUGAACAGCCAGUGAUAUUUGCACGUGCACAACAGAAACGUAAAUUUAAACCUCGAUGGAUAAGCUUUGAAAUGAUGAAAUCCACUUCCAAUAGAUUGCCGUAUGUCGAAAUUAUCAUCGUGACCGACCGUUUUGAUGAUGAAGUACUUAAUUUUUUUCAUGAUAAAUGUCGUAUUGUUGGUCCAUUGAUCAUAACAUAUUGUGAUAAUGAUAUUUGUCCAUGUCCACAAUCAUCAAUACCUCAACGAACAUGGCCCAUUUAUAGCCAAUGUAUGCGUGGAUUGGAAGUGACAACUUCUGAUAUUCCAACCACAAAACGUCAAUUUAUUGAAAAUCGUGUAAAAUUGAUGUCUGGACAUUAUCAUGAAAAUCUUCAUAUCAAUACCAGUGUCCUUGUUUCUGAUUCGGUUCUCACAAGAAAAGCUCGUGCAGCGGCCGAAAAUCAUAUACCAAUCGUAACAGUUGACUGGAUUGAAUCAUGUUGGAUAAAAUAUCAACAUGAAUACAAACAAGCAAAUGAAGAUUCGAUCAUAUCGAAAUAUCGUUUGCCAAUUUUUCAUGGUUUAAAUAUUGUUUUAUCUGGUUUAAACGAACGGGAUAAAAUAAGUAAUAUCGUUGAAUCAAAUGGUGGCAAAUAUCAUUCGGUUUUGAAGAUAAAACCAGUAUUGCCAAAUACAAUAUUAUUACUGCCUGAAAAACGUGGUGAAAAAUAUUUGAAUGCAAAACGGCUAAAUAUUCCUUGUUUAUUGCCUAAAUGGCUUGACGAUUCGAUCCAGGCUAGUUUUGCAUUACCAUUUGAAAAUUAUAUGAUCGAUAAUCUCAUGGAUGAAGAUAGCCCAACAACAACAACAACAAAUGUGAUGAAUAAACGGGCGAAAACAGUAAAAAUUGUUUCAUCAACUGGAUCAGCUGAGACAAAAACAGAAAGUAAUAACUUGGAAUCAAUAAUUAAAGAAAUUUCCGAAUCAAAUCAAUCUAGUGAUCAAAUUUUUGAUGGUAAUUCAAUUCAUGCAACAGGAUUUGAUGAAAACGUGUUGAUUAUGAUACGAAAUUGUGCAAAAAAAUUUGGAGCUUUUUUCUAUGAUUCUUUAUGUGAUUCAGUCACCGAUAUAAUUGUUGGCCCGAACAUUACUAAAACAUCAUUUCAAAAACUUUCAGAAAGUGAAUAUUCUAAUCAUUUAGUAUCUAUCGAUUGGUUUAUUGAUCGUAUUCGAUUACGUGAUUUAUGUUCACAAAAUAAUUAUCUUAUUCAUUCUUAUUCACAACUAAAAGACCAAUCAUCAUCAAUAACAAAUAUAACAUCACAACAGAAAAAAUCCGAUCCAUUCGAAGAAUUAGGUAUUUUAAAUGUCGAUCCGAAUCAACUUGAGAAAUUAAUAAAAUUAAAGGAUGAAAUUUCAAAAGAAAAUUCAAAUGAAAAAAAAUCACAACGUUUUCACUAUUUAUUGGGAAAUGAUCCAGAUGACACUGAUAGUCCGGAUUUUGUUUGGAACCAUCAAAAAAAAUUGAAUGCAUCGAGAACAAUUAACGAAACAGAUUGGAUGAGACCAACAACAAGUAACGACAUGAAUAUCUAUGAUGAUAAUGAUAUGAUGCUGAUGGCUGAUAAUAAUGAAGUAGCCGCAUUGAAUUUACAAGAAAAUCAAUCAUCAUCACAUUCAUUUAAUGAUCAAAUUCAAACAGUGAAUACAACAGCUGUAUUUAUGUUUUCAGAAUUCAACGUUAAUUCUAAAACAAAAUGGGAAAAAAUAGCACAUGAUGUAUUAAAUAUUAUCGUCAAAGAUGAUCGUAUAUUAACGAAAGAUGUAACACAUUUAAUAUUGAAUCGACCACGAUCUACGGAGAAAGUCUUUUCGGCCAUUGCUGCUGGUGCAUUUAUACUGAAACCUGAAUAUAUUUAUGAAUCGAUUUUGUCAAAAAAAUUAUUGGCCGAAGAAAAUUAUCAAUGGGGAAUGGAUUCAGAUGUUCCAUCAUCAUCAUCAUCAAGUAGCAGCAAUACCCAAUUGAAUGAAUUUCAAUUGAUGAAAGUGGCUAUCGAAUGGAAACAUGAAAUUGUUAAAAAUAAUCGAAAAGUAUUUGAAGAUUUAAAAAUACUUUUAUUAGAUCCAAUGUACGAUGAUGCACAUUUGAAUUCAUGUGCAAAUAUUCUACGCGCUGGUGGUGCCAAUGUUAUCACCAUUUUUGAUAAAUCUAGUGAAUUACUUGAAUCAUUUAUGAGUAAAAUAAUCGAUUCAAUCGAUUUGGCCAUAAUAAAUCCUAAUUGGAAAGAGAAACCAAAAUUACAUCGAAAGCAUUUCAUGAAUUUAGUUGAUUAUUUUCAUCAGAAAGAUCGUCUGGCAAAUUCUUGCGUAAUUGUCCGAUUUAUUUCACAAGGACCGAAAAAUGCCAAUAUGGAAACAUUACGUCAACGAUAUCCAAUAACCAAUGAAGAUGUUCGAAAUCAUUUAUCAAAAUUUUAUUGAAAAUUUUUCAUUUUCA